CAAGAACUUCAACACUCUUCAAAAAGAAGAAGAAGAAGAUGAUGAUCACCAACAGAACGAAGAAGAAACUACUAACAACAAGAACAAGAACAAGAAUACUCUCAUACCAAACAACAACAACAAGAAGAAGACUAAACAACCACCCAACAAGAACAAGAACAAGAACAAGAACCAGCACUAUUUCGAAUCAGCCUUCCAUCAAGGAAACCUCCCGAGCUACCUUCAGACCACCACUCCCACCAACAACGAGCACCACAACCGGAAGACAGAGCAAGAACCACCAACCCAAGAUCGACUACAGCCAAUUCAACAAUGGAUUCAACUCAUCACGCUCUCAGGACCAACUCAGCCAACUCACAGUCUCCAUCGCCAUCGGCGACCUCCAACGAGCCCAAUCGAUCAUCCUCGAAAUCGAACGAAGCUUGGGAUAUCUGAGAACUAAAGCAUUCUUCCAGACUAAUAAUACUCUCAACGAACUCCUCAAACUGAAUAAGCACUUCAACGAACCUUUGGUCCAGAGGGAUCCCAACGACCAUCAUCUGCCCACCCUCAACCAAAUCAUCCAUCCUUCCAUCUUCAGCUCUCUCCUCAGAAGGACCCUCGUCCAAGCUAUCAAACAGGAAUCUCUCGGAAACCUCAACCAUGCUCACAUCCUCCAAUCUCAUCUCUUCCAUUGGCUCCUCAACUUCAAACUUAAUGGCCCCCAUUGGGCCCAGGUCGAUCAUCAUCUUAUGGCUGGCGUUCUUAAAGGUGUCUUAUUUUUGAAAGAUCCGAUUUAUAGUGUCUUGGAUUACAUGCCAUGGAUCCUGCCUUCUUCAGCAGACCAAACAAAGAAAUACCAGCCGCCGAGUACCACGAGUCUCCCGCCGACCCUGUUGAACGUGCUGGAUUCGAUCACCUUUAUGAUUUCCCAGACCAAGUCGUUCUUCGGCUCUCUGGACAAACAUCAGGCGCUUGAGCGGAUCAAGGAGCAGGCUAUGAAAGAGGGAAGACAGGACGUGUUGGAUGAGGUCGAGGUCGUCGAACGGCACUGGAAUGCUGGUCCUUCUACCUCACCCAAUCCCGCUAGCCUGGACAAUCCAUCUGGUGUAAACUCAGAUCUGCCUAUACCUUUACAUCCGGUCAGGAAACCAUCCAAGUCGACAGAUGAUCCGAGUAAGGAAAGAGAGAUCCCCAUGCGUCUUUCACAUCUACUAUCAAACGUCUCAACAAUCCCAGAAUCGGCGACCCAAAGCUUCACGACGGGAUAUGAUCGGCAGAUGGUACUAGAGUAUGCGGGUUAUGAUUCGGCGGAAGCGGAAUGGUUCGAAGGACACAAGGAGAUCAAGGAGCGAGGGAUAGGGUUCACCAAUGGCGAAGGGGGGCAGGUAUUACAGGCAUGGAUGUGGGAAUGGUGGGCGGCGUUGAAAGAAUGGUUUGACGAGCUCGAGGUAGAUGACCAGUCGGGAAACAUCCUGGAUGCCAAGAAGGAGACGGUUGCGACGGAUCUUCGGUUCAUCAAAGUUCUGCAAAACUCGUUGAUUGCCAAAGUGGCGGUGGUGGAGGUGAUCAGGGAGAUGGGCAACAGCACGAUCAACGACGGGGCCAAGUCGAUCGGCCUGUUCAUUGCACUAGGGAAGGCGAUCGAGAACGAAUGGUAUGCCCAGACCAUCAAGGCCAUCCCUGAACUCAACCAGAAACUUCUCGCCGCUAUCAAGACACUCAAUCAAGAGAACCUCGACGCAACCGCUAGUCGCUCCGUCGACCAUACCGUCCGCAAAAUCUGGAAAUCGGAACUCAAGAACUAUCAGGCCGAUUUGCAAGCUAUCCAUGGUGAUAACUUCGAUUGGACGAUCCAACAACGCUCAAAAGUCGGCGCUUUGGUCAUGCGUGGCUUGCUGGAAACUUCGAAGAUCACAAGAAGUACCGUACUUGAAGAUGGAUCAGUCUAUGAGGAAGUCCAACCGGCGUUUUACCAAACGACGCAAUACUUUGAUGGAAAAAGAGUCGGUGUGACGAAGAUGAACGAAGCGGUAGCGGAAAGACUAGACUUGGACCCGGCGAAUGUGAGCUUACAUCCGCGGUACCUGCCGAUGGUGUGCCGGCCGAUGCCAUGGACGCACCCGAAGAACGGGGCCUAUCUGGUGCACGGGGCGCCGCUGAUGCGGACCCGCGACUCGCCCGAACAGGCCCUCCAUCUGCUCGAGGCCCAUCGGUUCCACGGCCUCGAGAACGUCUAUAAGGCCCUCGAUAAGCUCGGCAAUACUCCCUGGAAUAUCAAUCGUCCCGUCUUCGAUACUAUGUCCACCGUCUGGAAUCAGGGCAUCCAACUCGCUGGAAUCCCUAUCCGAGAUCCUCAUCUUAACCUCAAACCCGAUCAGAUCGAGAAACUCUUCUUCUCUCCUCCUCCUUCUUCCACUACUCCUGCCUCUGAUGAUGAGCAUCAUGAUCAACUCGAGAAUCAGUCUUCUUCUUCUUCUCAACUCGAAAAUCCUAGAUCUGAAGGCGAGAAAAAGGAGAUCUACAGAAGCUUGUUGGCUAGUAGAAGGUCCGCUUAUGGACAACGUUGUUCGGUCAAUUAUCAAUUAGAAAUCGCCAGAGCUUAUUUAAAUGAGACGUUUUACUUUCCACACAACAUUGACUUCCGAGGCCGAGCGUAUCCGAUUCCAGCGAACUUGAACCACAUAGGAGACGAUAUUUCUCGCGGAUUAUUGAAGUUUGCGGAAGAGAAAGAGCUAGGCGAGGAUGGUUUACGGUGGUUAAAGAUCCAUCUCUCGAAUAAGUAUGGGAAUGAUAAGGCCAGUCUGGAUGAUCGGGCGAAGUUUAUCGAGGAACGAUUGGAGUUGGUCUUCGAUUCUGCUGAUCGACCAUUAGAGGGAAAACGAUGGUGGUUAGAGUCAGAAGAUCCAUGGCAAACGUUAGCGGGCUGUAUGGAGCUAACGGCGGCCCUGCGGAGCCCGGAUCCGACGGCCUAUCGGUCGAGCCUGCCGGUGCACCAAGACGGCUCUUGCAACGGACUGCAACAUUAUGCCGCCUUGGGCGGCGACAUCGAUGGCGGGAAGGAGGUCAACCUCGUCCCGGGCGAGAAGCCCGGAGACGUCUACUCCAAGGUCGCCGUCGAGGUCGCCAAACUCGUCGACUUCGACGCCGCUAAUGGUCAUGAUAUCGCUAAGGCGCUUAAAGGUCAUAUCAAACGCAAAGUCGUCAAACAAACUGUCAUGACGACUGUUUAUGGCGUUACUUUUGUCGGAGCUCGAGAACAGAUCAAGAGACAAUUAAAAGAUCUGGGCGUGAUUCCGAUUCCUAAUCUAUACAUCUCAGCGGCCUAUGUAGCUACUCUUGUGUUGAGGUCGAUAGGAGAAGUGUUCAAAGGCGCCGUAGCGAUCCAAAAAUGGCUGACGAUAGUAGCCCGCUUAGUGUCGAAAUCGAUCCCGCCUGAACGCGUGGAAUCCUUAACUACUUCACCAAGCACAGCUAAGAAACAGAAGGAGGGCGAAGGGGCGGAGGGGGUGGCGAAGACGAAGAAGCCGAGACCGGUCAAGAGGAAAUUGCCCGGCUCUUCUUCGGCCGCCCAUGAUCCCGACGUCGAGGUCGAGUUGAUGACUUCUAUGACCUGGACAACUCCCUUAGGAUUAGUCGUUUGUCAACCGUAUCGGGCCCAAAAUCGGACCCAAAUUAAGACGGUGCUGCAAACCGUGUACAUCGCCGAUCCUUUCGAACCCGCUCAAGCUGAUUCAAGGUCUCAAGCCUCGGCCUUUCCUCCUAAUUUCAUCCACAGCUUGGAUGCUACUCACAUGAUGCUGACUGCGCUGGCCUGUCAAGAUAUUACGUUUGCGUCGGUUCAUGAUUCUUAUUGGACUCAUGCGUCCUCCGUCGAUCAUAUGAACUCUAAACUGAGAGAAUCCUUCGUCAGGUUACAUACCACUCGAAUCCUUGACAAUUUAGUACAAGAAAUUAAACAUCGAUACGAAGGGUACAUGGUUCCCAAAAACGCACUCACUAGUCGGAUGAUUAAUGAGCUUAAAGCAAUGGGCAUCGAUCGUUUCAAUAGUCCCUCUUCUUCUUCUACCACCACUUCUACCACCGCUUCUUCCUCCACUUCUUCUGCUUCAACUUCCACUUCUGAUACAGAUACGCAAACGGAAACGGAUUCCAAUAGUAAUAAGGGAACAAUAACCGGAAACUCAAGCGGAAAGUUCCUCGAACUUAAUCAACUCAUUCCUCCGCUUCCUCCCAGAGGUAACUUAAAUAUACAGGACGUCAUUAAAUCUAAAUAUUUCUUUGCUUGA
Messenger RNA from Puccinia graminis f. sp. tritici CRL 75-36-700-3, 4268 nucleotides. RefSeq lists its product as uncharacterized. NCBI's taxonomy places the organism in Eukaryota, Fungi, Basidiomycota, Pucciniomycetes, Pucciniales, Pucciniaceae. The transcript is spliced from 12 exons. Gene Ontology annotation, cellular component: mitochondrial DNA-directed RNA polymerase complex. Gene Ontology annotation, molecular function: DNA-directed RNA polymerase activity; mitochondrial promoter sequence-specific DNA binding. Gene Ontology annotation, biological process: mitochondrial transcription. The record is from RefSeq and is a predicted model, not a curated record. Bases 39 to 4268 code for a protein of 1409 amino acids.